UGGCUACUGAGAAGUUGAAUUUAGAGUCAAAGAUAGAACAAAAUACCCAAAAGAGAGGGAAGUCAUCCAGUUCUUCAAAAUUGAUGGAACCUUCUGAUGGUUCCCAUGAUGAGAAAGAAGCGGAGGCCAUUCCAGAGCAUAAAAAUGAUGGCAAGGAUCCUCCUGGUUCAGCUCCAGAGCAUCAAAGUGAUGGCAAGGAUGCUUCUGGUGCAGCUUCUGAGGAACAACCUGUCAGUGCUGUUAUAUCCUCAGAAAAUAAAGAAGAGACAGUAAUUCAGCCUUCUUCCCCCAAGGCAACUGACAGCAAAUCUGCACAUGUUGCUUCUCCCACAGCAAGUGGGAAUGUGCCCGAUGAGAGCCAUCCAAAAAUGAUGGAAAGGCCUAAAAAGAAAGAGAGUCUCAUUAAGGAUAUAACACCUUCUGCUGAUGAUGCCUCAAAAAAGACAUCUGAAGGAACUAGUGAUUCAGAAGCAAAGCCAAAUAGGCGCUCUGGGAAGAAGGUUGUGGCUGGGAAAUUGAAUGAGGAGAAAACUAUGGCUGUGACAGAUGAAAGUAAGAAAGAAAGUGGCACUGCUACUGGCUCAGAGGCAAAACCAGUGAAGCAGGCAGCAAAGAAGGUGGAUGCCAGCAGUAAUAAUGCAGAUGAAUCUGCUUCAAAGCAACAGGAGGAUAGGAAAAGGCGAUCUCGAGGGAAAGGUGUGUCCGAGAAGGAUGAAACAAAACCUUCAACUAAGAAUGAAGAGAAGGAAACAGUUGCUUCUCCAAAGUCAGUGAAGUCAAGUAAAGAUGAACCUCGUGUGGAAGAGACCCCUAAGACUGAUUUAAAGAGAAAGUUAACUCCUGGAAAAGACAAAGCCUCUGGUUCUAAAGAAUAUGGUGAGAAUCUGGUUGGUUCCAAGGUCAAAGUUUGGUGGCCCAUUGAUAAAACGUUUUACGAAGGUGUUAUUGAUUCAUUUGAUUGCAUUAAGAAAAAGCACAAGGUAUUGUAUAAUGAUGGUGAACAAGAAAUUUUGAAUCUUAAGAGGGAAAGGUGGGAGUUUAUUCAAGAUGAUUCUGAAUCAGAUGAGGAAAAAAAUGGUGGUCAAGCAAGUCCUGAGUCUUCAUCUGAUAUGCCCCUGAAGAAGAAAGCAAAAUUAACUGAGCAGUCAACUAAGCAAGCUAAGAUGGAUAUUUCUCCCAAAACGGGUGGAGGAGGUUCAUCCAGCAAAUCCAAGGGUAAAUCUAAUAGCAGGUCAAAAGAUGGGAAAGUUGAUAGCAAAUCAAAGGAUGGUUCUAAGACCAGCAAUAAAUCAGAAGAUGACAGUGCCAGCAGAAGUAAGGAUCACAAGGCGGCUGGCAAAUCUGAGGACAUCCUUAGCACGCCAAAGACCAAGUCUAAGCAGGAAACCGCCAAUCCUUCUACUGCUAAGGAUAAGCCCCGUAAAAGCAGUGGCAAAUCUAAUCCUAAUGGAACUGGCAAGUCAAAAUCUGGUCAAUCGAAGGCGAAAGAAUUUGAGAAUGUGAAAGAGAACUCAACAGAAUCUGCUAAAGGACAGGAAAGUGUCAAAGGUAAAUCACCAAGUUCAUCCAAGAGUGGCAAAAAGAGACGAAGAUAAGCAGGAAGGUGAUGUAGUUAGGGGUUUUGUAUCGAGCAUACCAUCUUUGAAUGUUAGAAUUUAUUUAUUGCAGCUUUGUUAGAUGUUGAGAUGCUGCAUCCACAGCUAGCCAUGCACUUGUUAUUUGUCGUCGGCAAUCCUUGUGUGGUGGUGGCUGGCGUAUUUAUGUAAUUCUCAAUUAGUGUAGUUCACAGUGGUUGUUGUAGGGUUAAGUCUCUCUCUUAUUUGUCUUUAGAUGGCGGCACAGCAGAAAACACUUUCGUCAGCCCUUUUGUGUUUCCUUUUUUUAAAAGGAAGUUUUUUCAAUAGAUAAUGUAAUAGAUU
Molecule: messenger RNA, 1919 nt
Organism: Rubroshorea leprosula
Lineage: Eukaryota; Viridiplantae; Streptophyta; Magnoliopsida; Malvales; Dipterocarpaceae
Source: the annotation of a GenBank genome assembly